AUGAAGAACAUCCCCCAAUAUCGUCAGAAGAUGGACAGCUUUCUUUCUGGGGAAGACUAUCUAGUGAAGUGGAGCGUAGAAAAGUGUUAUCGUAACGUAUUUUUGUUUUUCCAACCCUGGCUACUACUUGGAAGUUGGAUUACUUUGGCAAUUUCUUCUGAUUGGGUAACGGAUCCUACUCUAAACAUUAUGACUGUAGUAUUUUCGGUCGCUUACAGUGCUGCCAAUAUACUACAAUCGUUCAUUACAAAUCCCUCCAUGUACAGCCGUCUUGUGUCUUAUGCAAUGAUAAUGCUACCCAACGGUUGCUCACCGAUGGAAGAUCCGGUAAUGAUGUAUAAGCGGUCGGAAGUCUUAAAGCAACGAAAGAAGCCUAAAGAAAGCAGAAGGCAGUUGGCACAGUUACCGCAAGAGAUGAAUACAUAUACAUGGAAACCUGGUUAUCCGGCAGUCUACAUAAAUGAGUCAGAAAAUGGCCAAAACAAAUUACGUUCCGCAGCUGUUAGCGAUCAGAUCAGAUUUUUGGUUUUGAAAUGGAUGGUACGAACAAGAACGAAAGAUCCUCAACGAGACCCAGCCAAAGCUACACCAUAUGAUACUGAGCUGAGGAGCUUACUCGACAAUCUAUUCAACGUGAUUGGUAGCUUGAGAAUCCUGCGACCAAGAAAAAUGGGUUUUCAAGACGACGACGUUAAAGUACUGGAAGACUACAACGCCCUUUUCACGUACGAUCCCUUUCAAGCUUGUUGGGUCUCGGUAGUGGGAGUUAAUGGAUGUACUAGAUCUAUGAAGUCUUUGAGAACUCCCAUAAAUUUGCUGCAAAGCACGUUAUCCAAGGAGUCAACUGCGAACAAUGAGCAUGAACAGGCUGACUUACCCAAGUCAAAACCAAUGCUAAGAAAUGAAGCAAGUCGCUAUUGGAUGCUUAGGAAAGAGGAAAGAACACUGUUACAGGUUAAGGCCAGGACUUAUGUGAACUGUAUCUACAUUAUUACGACUCUUUUUGGAUCCGAUUGGUUGGGCCACGAAAGUCAGGAAGUAACACAAGGGACCAGCUUUUUCGAAAAAAAGAAUUUCCAUCAUACUCAUCUCCGAGACUUCGUGUUUUUUGACUUGAACGUUGGCCAGAUCCGAUUGGUGGGCCACGUAUUUUCUAUCAUACACAUCUUCGAGAUUCUGAUCACUAACUUGAACGUUGGCCAGGUAGCCGAGGACUUAUGUGAACUGCAUCUACAUUAUUACGACUCUUUUUAG
This is a messenger RNA of Cylicocyclus nassatus, 1254 nucleotides long. The record is from the annotation of a GenBank genome assembly. NCBI's taxonomy places the organism in Eukaryota, Metazoa, Nematoda, Chromadorea, Rhabditida, Strongylidae.